UAUUCCCGUGGUGAUAGCACGGUGGAUCUUUUACAGCUCUGUUGUGUAUAAAUGAUGCCUUGCGUCACAUCAAUCUAAAGAGUUCUCACUCGGUAGGUUCCAAGACUCCGAGCCCUGGCCUGACUCGCGUGCCGAAGUGUUGUUCCCGUGAUGAUUAGAUCCAUCUGUCAUGAGGCUCCGGGAGGACGAGGAUCGGAGAGUCCUCCUCUCGCCAUGACUUGCUUUUCAUCAGGGCAUGGACGAGGAUCGUGUGUUGAGCUUCCGAUCCCUGAGUCUUAGUGAGGCGAUUCCAAGUUUCUAUCAUUCGAUACAAGGUUAGUUUUUUCAGCUCGCGUGUGUUGCUGCAGUGAAAUGAGGACCCUUUUCUUUUUCUCCUGAUCGACCAACCAAUAACUCGGCCGAGUUACAUUCUACACCGUUACCGUUACACGUCACAUUCAAAACUUGGAGAAGAAGACCUGGAGAAGGCCAUCCAUUCUCUUGGUAAACUUAAAAAGAUGUGAAAUGUCAGAAUUCCAGAAAAGCAUGUCUGUGAAACAGUUGCAUCCAGCCACUGCUUGAUCCUUAUCAAGUUCCGAUGCAGAGCGGAAUGAUCCCUUGACCCACUGAUAGGUGAAUGCCGUGAGGCUCCCAGUGGAUCAAGUCAUGCACGGUCUCGGUGAGGCGGCACCUGUGGAUCCUUGAAAGAUCUUCCUUGGCGGGCGAGCAUCGGAGGGUGCAGGGAUGAGUGUAACGCGCGCACUAAGUUAGUGAAAAGCUUCCAUACGGGUUCCAGAGAAUCUUUGGGCGCAAAUCAGAUGGUGUUUUUCCUCGUCUAGGCGAGAUGUGAUGACGACAUUGUUUGGUGAUUUGACACUAAGGGGUUGAUGAGUUUUCAAAACACCAAAGCACUGGCUGGUAUCCCUCUAGUGUUGGAGAUCGAGAUAUGAAUGCCAGGCGUAUACAGUACCACUUAUGACUUCUCCGUAUAUGGGUUGAAUUGAGGGUAUGCAUAAAUCUUACCGGAACUCUUGAAGCUUUGCUAAACAUAUUUGAUUUUGUUUUGAUAUUGGAAAAGAUUAUGAUCACCUUUACAUAUUAAUCAACCAAGUAAAGAACGAAAGGCUCAACAGCUUAGCAUAUUCUGUAGAAGCCAUGGAGUACCCAGGUGUCGAGUUCCAUCUCAUAGAUUUAAUAUAUUCAUUUAUGAGACCUUAAUAAAGGUAACGGCCUUCAAUCUUGACCUUAUUGCUAUUCCAAUGUUUCAACCCAUUUGCUUACCCUAGAACACAUUAUAUGACAGCACCUUGUCAAAACUACCAAGACAAACUGUUACCUUGCUACUUCAAUCCUUAGUUACUCUAAAUAAAUCGAAGCAAUUCAUUAAUCGCAACACUUCGAGGGCGGUAAUCGCGCAUCUCGUUGGCAUCAGUCGAUCAGUGGGGAGAUCACAUGAUCCCCACUCCCUAGCAGAAACCAUAAAACCAAUACGCUCAACAACCCCUCCUCAACACUCACUCGCCGGAUCCCCAUACAUACACAUCCACAUCAAAAUCAGCCAAGAUGGUCUACACAAUCGUUGUCCACCUCUACGCCAAAGACGACGAGGAGUCCCUCAAGAAGCUCACCGCCAAGCUCAUCGAGGCUAGCCGCGUCUACUCCCAGGACAAGGAGACCCUCUCAUGGCACGUCAUGCAGUCCACCGCUGACCGACGGGCUUUCACCAUUGUUGAGCGCUAUGAGCAGGAGAGCAGCCAGAAGUAUCAUCUCGAGAACCCUUACUGGAAGACUUUCGACCCUUACGUCAUUCCCCUGCUGGAGAAGCCUAUGGACUUGAGAAGAUUUGAGGAGCUUGACACUAGCAAGGACGUUGAGGUUCCUCAAUAAAUGGAAUUCGAGUCAAUUGAAUACACAUUGGGUUGCUAGAGCUAAAAUUGAAGAUCUUUAGUAGUAUACCUAAGCUGUUACUACAGUAUUAUUACCAGCCUCAUCCUGCCUUAUGACUGGGUAGAGUUGCUUGAUAUUAAUCAUGGAACGCCAAAAGCCUCUAAAGUUGCUGCGGACACAGCAAAAGUCACUUGCUCGCCUUCAGAGCAGAGUACUUUGGCAAUGGCCAGCCAGCCUUCUCCUCACUCGAGAACCUUGAAAUAAGACGAGGAAUUCUCAGAAGGCAUACAAGCCAAACGAUCCACUGAAUAAUCGUAACACCCAAUUGAGUAUCAGGUAUAGCCCGCCGGAUAAGCCCAAUCUUGAUAUUCUGAAC
Messenger RNA from Fusarium verticillioides 7600, 2242 nucleotides. RefSeq lists its product as hypothetical. The coding region runs from base 1543 to 1866 and encodes 107 amino acids. NCBI's taxonomy places the organism in Eukaryota, Fungi, Ascomycota, Sordariomycetes, Hypocreales, Nectriaceae. The transcript is spliced from 2 exons. The record is from RefSeq and is a predicted model, not a curated record.